Molecule: messenger RNA, 1392 nt
Organism: Aspergillus fumigatus Af293
Lineage: Eukaryota; Fungi; Ascomycota; Eurotiomycetes; Eurotiales; Aspergillaceae
Source: RefSeq, a predicted model, not a curated record
AUGAAGGCGGAAAGUCAGACACAGGCUCAGAAGCCAGAGGAUAUGGACCAAAAGAAAGAAGAGCCAAUGCCGCCUGUCCGUCAGGAUGCCUUUGGUGAUGAGGAGUUUGCGGAGGUCAAGUACAAAGUUCUCAAGUGGUGGCAAGGAGGACUGCUCAUGGUCGCUGAGACUAUCUCUCUGGGCAUCCUCUCACUUCCUGCGGCUGUUGGAACCGUCGGAUUAGCACCAGGCCUUGCCAUCCUCAUCAGUAUGGGCAUCCUCGCCAGCUACAACGGUUACGUUAUUGGACAAAUCAAACUGCGAUUUCCUCAUAUUACUAGCAUGUCUGAUGCGGGAGAAGUCCUGCUGGGCCCGUUUGGGAGGGAACUCCUGAAUGCAGCACAGAUACUGUUGUUGAUCUUCAUCAUGGCAAGUCAUAUUUUGACAUUCACUGUGGCGUUCAAUGUCAUGACGGGUCAUGCUACUUGCUCCAUUGUCUUUGGUGUCGUGGGAGCCGUGAUUUCCUGUCUGCUCUCCCUGCCUCGCACGUUGGAGAAAGUCUCGUGGCUGUCGCUUGUGUCAUUUGUCAGUAUCUUCGCCGCGGUGAUGGUCACCAUGGUCAGUAUUGGGAUCAUUAAGCCAACCUCGACAUGGGCAGUCGCCAAGCACACAGACUUGGUGACUGCCUUUGGAGGUGUUACGAACAUGGUCUUCGCAUAUGCCAGCCAUAAUUCCUUCUUCACAUUUAUUGCGGAGCUGCGUGACCCCAGGGAAUUUCCAAAGGCGCUUGCUCUUCUCCAGAGCAUUGAUAUCUCGCUCUAUGUCGUUGCUGCGGUCGUUAUCUACUACUUUGCCGGCGACGGGGUGACAUCACCCGCUCUUGGUAGUGCGGGCCCUUUAAUCUCCAAGGCUGCGUACGGCAUUGCCUUGCCUACUAUCGUCAUCGCAGGUGUAAUUAACGGCCACAUCGCCGCGAAAGCCAUCUAUCUGCGCAUGUUUUCCGGGACAGAUCGCAUCCACAAGCGAGACUGGAUUGCUGUGGGUUCAUGGAUAGGAAUCAUGGCUGUUCUCUGGACCAUAUCGUGGAUCAUCGCCGAGGCUAUACCGGUGUUUAACGACCUCAUCGGGUUGAUUGCCGCACUGUUUUUGAGCUGGUUUACAUUUGGCUUGCCAGGGGUAUUCUGGCUGUAUAUGAACAAGGGAAUCUGGUUCUUGUCACGGAGGAAGCUUUUCUUGACUGUUGUCAACGUGGCAUCGGUGUGUAUCGGAUUGGUUGUGGUAAGUAUCUAUAUACUGGGCUCCCCCACAGUACUCGGGCUAAUUGAUCAGUGUGCCCUUGGGCUUUAUGCAUCCGGUGUCUCGAUUAAUCAUAAUCCGGCGGGCUCUGUUUUUUCAUGUGGUGCUCGCAGUUGA